This is a messenger RNA of Colletotrichum destructivum, 2367 nucleotides long. RefSeq lists its product as uncharacterized. Gene Ontology annotation, cellular component: nucleus. Gene Ontology annotation, molecular function: DNA-binding transcription factor activity, RNA polymerase II-specific; zinc ion binding; RNA polymerase II cis-regulatory region sequence-specific DNA binding. The record is from RefSeq and is a predicted model, not a curated record. The transcript has 5 exons. NCBI's taxonomy places the organism in Eukaryota, Fungi, Ascomycota, Sordariomycetes, Glomerellales, Glomerellaceae. The coding region runs from base 1 to 2367 and encodes 788 amino acids. Gene Ontology annotation, biological process: DNA-templated transcription; positive regulation of transcription from RNA polymerase II promoter by galactose.
AUGGCCCCGGAUCCCGAGACGACGGAGGCCAUGACGCCGCAGUCAACGGCGCCAAGCUCCGCAUCGGCGCAGAAGCGCGCCGCCGCCCCUGCAUCCACAUCUGGUUCUGUAUCUGGCGAGGCCCAGCGGUCCAAACGAGCCAAGUACACCCCUGUAGCCUGCAAUGAGUGCAAGAAGCGCAAGCUCAAGUGCAUCAGAGAAGACCAUCGUACGGCGUGUCAGCGAUGUCUUUCCAACGGAGCCGAGUGCGUCUUCGUCCCCGGGCCGCAGCAGACGCCGCUGAGAGAGCGCGAGCUUACCCACGAGAGGGAUGAGCAUGUCAACCCGACUCAGUACAGGAACCUGAGCGCUGAGGUAGCCAUCCUCCGCGAACAGGUUACCGCCUUGACGUCGUCACUUCGGGAACUCACCGGCAAGAUGGCGCACAUCAACACGCGGUCGCCGGCCACGCUCGGCGGUCCACAGCACCCGAAUCCUCAGUACACAAGCGAGACGAACCGGCGGCCCAGCGAGCCAAGAGAACCCCAGUUCGUCGGUCCCACGAGGUCCGCCUACAGCCUCCGCAUCGCCGAGUCGUCUCUCUCACGGGUGCCCGUUCAGACGCGCGACGCCUCGCCCACGAGUCGGUCCGCCUCUCCCGCGGGCUCGGCAAGGGCGCCGUCCGAGGCCCCGGACCGCCGUGCGGCAUCGGCGCCGACGGAUCUCGACAAAGACGCCCUCCUGACGUUCGAGUUCGACGAGGUCCUCCGGCUGAUCGACGUCUACCAGGAGGAGAUCGAGUCCGUCUACCCUUUCACCAACAUGAGGGAGAUCUCGGCCAACCUGGAGCAUAUUCUCGACUACGCGAGACACCUGCAGAACCCGUCUGCCUACCCGGUGUCCCCGGGCGAUCACCGACCCAAGGCUGAGCUCAAGGAAGUCCAGAUUGUCAAGGUCGCCAUCGCCACGUCCAUUGUGAUGGAGGCCCAGGGGCAGAACGCCAUCAGCACGAAGCUGAUCGACGCGGUGGAGCCCGUCGUCUGCCGUGUCUCCGGGGAGGCGUCCAUCGAUCUGAGGGAGCUGCAGAUCAUCACCAUGCUGAGCAUCUACUGGUUCCACUGUGGCGAGGAGCUGCUGGCCUGGAGAUCGAUCGGCAUCUCGGGGAGGGAGGUGCUGGAGAUCGGGCUGCACCGCCGUGCGAUCCUCAUGGAGAACUUCAAGGACCCCAAGGACCGGGACCUGGCCCUGCGGUGUUUCUGGUGUGUCUACGUGCUGGAUCGUCGGUGGAGCUUCGGGACGAGCUUGUCGUUUGGGCUCAUCGACAGAGACAUCGACCCCGAGCUUCCCGAACCGGGCGAUGAGUACCCCUAUCUCCGGUGCAUGGUCGCGUAUGGCAGGCUGUGCUCCAAAGUAUGGGAGGCCCUCCCGCCGUUCGAGUCGCCGUCCCAGUUCAUCCCCCGGGACACGGUCGCGUUCCUGGACUUCAUGACGCUGAACUGGCUCAGCUCGAUUCCGGAGGACCUGCAGCUCCGGCACCCUCGCCUGGGCCUCGCGCCGCGGGUCCAGCCGCGCAGCGUGCACCGGCUGCGGACGCUGCUCUACCUGCGCGGGAACCACAUGCGGACGCUCAUCCACCGGCACCACGUGCUCAGCACGGCGAGCAUCAAGGCGGACAUGCAGGCCGCGCGGCUUGUGACAGACAUCGCGCUGGACACGAUCCAGGUGCUUGUGCACUUGAGCGAGACGAGCGACAUCUACGCGCGGCAGCAGAACGCAUUCAACUACUUCCUCAUGAGCGCGCUGGCCGUGAUCCUGCUGGCCGUGUGCCACGCGCCGGGCGUCUUCGCGGAGCCGUGCAAGGAGACGUUCCUGCGGGCCGCGCGGCUGGUCAAGGGCUUCUCGCGCCACGGCCACGCGAGCCGGCGGCUGUGGAGGACGAUCAGGGGUCUCAUGCCCGGCAUCAAGUCGCUGGGCCUGCGGGGCGGCGAUCCGGACAGAGGGGAAAACGGUUCUCGGGGGACGGAGAACGGCGUCGGCGUCGGCGUCGGCGGCAGCGGCGAGGGCGGCGGUGGCAGCAUGAACUCGACGACCGAGGCACAGGCGAACGGGCCGGAUCACCACAACGCCGGCGUCAACGAGCGAGAGGGGAGGAGGGUGGAAGGCCUGUGGGACGCCUGGGAUACGGGCCCCCCGACGGACGGGUCCAUACCGGACAUGUACAACAUGGGGAAUGACCUUUUGAACCUCUUUGACGCGUUCGGGCACGCCAACGCGGGUCACCCGGCGCCGUCGGACUUCCCCGUGGGGUUCUUUGCAGGGGGCAACGAGCAGGUCAUGUCACUUGGGGAUCCGGAGGAGAUUUCCCGGCGGUUUCAGGGGCUGAUAUAA